GCCAGUCCUGGAUUUGCUCUUUUAAUAUGAGUAGAUAUGGGAUGAACUACAAACAGUGAGGGGGGAACUACAUCUUGAAAUGUUGUCACACAUUCACACACACCAAGGCUUCAAGUCAACUUGUGAAUGCCUGGCCUCGUACUCAUUUACAAUCCUGCUCACAAAUUCUAGACUCACAAUACAUGAAACUGGGCAGCCCCAAAAAAUCCAAUUUCUACAAAUUGUUUGGGUUGUUAUUCAAAGGAAUUAUUUUGUAAAUCAGUAACUGUGAAUGAAUCAAUAGAUUAAUUGCAAAAUGGCCAAUUGUCAGUUUGUAUUCAACAUCCGCUGUAAAGUGAAGAUAGUCAUUAGAGCCCAUGUGCAGCCCAUCCAUUGAUUCUUUCUCAUCAUUCUAAACAAUUGCGUUGUCAUAAAAUUGCUUUUUAUCUUUUUGCUCCUCCUGUUGUCACAGACGCUGCUCUAGAGAGCAAAGGUUGAUUUCAGUUGCUGAAAGCAGCACAGUUGAUAUUUUUAUUGAGAAACUGGAAUUACAUCACUUUUCUAGGACUUCUCUGAUUCUCAUAUUUGGAGGUCUCCCUUACUGCUUGCUUCCACACUCCAGAAAUUCUUUCAGUAAUUUUGACACGUACAGUUCCAGGAUGAUCUCUAUUUCAUGAUUAUUUCCUCUUUUGGUUUCACAUUCUUUCUUCUCAUCACAAGUGUCAAUGGCUCUAGGUAAUCUACUGUUGGUGACACAAUUCCCUUCUGUAAAAUUGGGUGUCAGAUUAGGUGAUUGAUACGUAACUAGAUCAUUAAUUUAAAAAGUUUAUCUUUUAAAAAUGACUAAAUUUAAAAUAAUAUCUGGAUGUUUUCAACAAUUUUGUCCUAAAAUAUCCCUUUUAUCUUUUUCAUAGUGAAAUGGGGGAAAAUCAGACAAUGGUUAUGGAGUUCAUCCUACUGGGAUUUCGUCUUGGUCCAAGGAUUCAGAUGCUUCUCUUUGGGCUCUUCUCCCUGUUCUACACCUUAACCCUGCUGGGUAACGGGGUCAUCCUGGGGCUCAUCUCACUGGACUCCAGACUGCACACCCCCAUGUACUUUUUCCUCUCACACCUGGCCGUUGUUGACAUAGCCUAUGCUUGCAACACUGUGCCCCAGAUGCUGGUGAACCUCCUGAAUCCAGCCAAACCCAUCUCUUUUGCUGGCUGCAUAACACAGACCUUUCUCUUUUUGAUAUUUACUGUCACUGAAUGUCUUCUCCUGGUGGUGAGCUAUGAUCGGUAUGUGGCCAUCUGCCACCCCCUCCAAUAUUCCAUCAUCAUGAGCUGGAAAGUCUGCAUUACCCUCGUGGUGACUUCCUGGGCAUAUAGCUCCCUCCUGGCUGUGGUCCAUGUGAGCCUCAUCCUGAGGCUGCCCUUCUGUGGGCCUCAUGAAAUCAACCACUUCUUCUGUGAAAUCCUGUCUGUCCUCAAGCUGGCCUGUGCUGACACUAGGCUCAACAAAGUUGUCAUCUUUGUUGCUUCUGUGUUAGUUUUGGUGAAGCCCCUCUGCUUGGUGCUGGUGUCCUACAUGCGCAUCCUGUUUGCCAUCCUCGGGAUCCAGUCAGGGGAGGGCCGCAGAAAGGCCUUCUCCACCUGCUCCUCCCACCUCUGUGUGGUUGGACUCUUCUUCGGCAGCGCCAUCAUCAUGUACAUGGCCCCCAAAUCCCGCUAUCCUGAGGAGCAGCAGAAGAUCCUUUUUCUGUUUUACAGUCUUUUCAACCCUAUGCUGAACCCGCUGAUCUACAGCCUGAGGAACUCAGAGGUCAAGGGUGCCCUGAGGAGAGCAGUGUGCAAGGAAAGUCAUUUCCAAUUGGAGUGACAUUUGAAUCACCAGCCUCGGUAGCCCACUAGAGCGUUGGGUACUGAAUACACCUAAGCUCGUUACUCUCUUUAUAUCUGAGACUGAAUGAUCCAAGAGACUGUAAAGCACUCCCUUUUCCUUCCCAGAAAGUAUUUAGGUUUUGCUGUAUUCAUUAUAUUUAAUUCUAUCAAAUAUUUAUUCUUUUCAUUUAACUGCUUCGUGAGCUGAGAAUAUCUAGGAAAAAAGUCAUUUCAUCCACUGCCAUGGGUCCCAGAAGGUUAAAAGAGCCACUGAAUCUCUGACUUCAUCAGGGCUGCUCAGUAACAGCAGAACAGCAGGUGUUACCAGAUGUAGCCACAUUGCUGACAAUUUUUUUAAGUAGUGCAGCCACAAGCAGAGACCCAGAACCCAUCGAUACCUUUGUCCGUUUUCACCCCACAUUUGGAUGUUUCCCCUCAAUUGUACUUACUCUUACAAACAGUAAAUUUACCUAAAUGCCCCCUUAAGCUUUGGGUAAAAUUGAUAUUACUGAUUAAAUCCUGUCAUCUGUCUUACAAUUUCUGUGGGAAGAAAGUGAGUCCACACAUGUUCAACUGGUCUCCCGGGGAAUUAUCCAACAAAAUCCACUUUCCAAUCUGCUCUGGGCUUUUGAUGGCCACUUGUUUCUAAAGUCUUCUCCCCUUCUCAAGAAGAGUAUCUGUGAUUCUCUCUGAAUAAACACUCCUCACUUAGUGGGAGUUAGCAAGUGCUACAACCCAACUCUCAACUGCAGGGUACGGAUGGGGAAACCCAAGCAGAGUCAACAGAAUGGAAUAAAAAAGGAGUUUUAAUAACAAUACUAGGUAACAUUACUGUUAAGUACUUAUUCUGUGUCAUCCACUGCACAUUGAUACUUUACAGAAACCAUCUCAUUUUUUCAUCAUAACAAAUCCAUUUCCCAUUAUCAUCCUAUUUUAUAGAUGCAAACACUAACAAAUGAAAAACACUAGAUUCAUACCCCAACCAUCUGACUCCCAAGGCUUCUCUACUUAACACAACAAUGCAGUGUAUCAUUAUCAAUGUUAUCCAGUUAGGAAUAAGACUAACCUGUCCCGACACAGGUAUGUUAGGUGAACGUGGGUUUCUUCUUAGUCUAAUAUGUGCCAUGACGAGGC
Equus caballus (horse) is the source of this 2972-nucleotide messenger RNA. Lineage: Eukaryota; Metazoa; Chordata; Mammalia; Perissodactyla; Equidae. The record is from RefSeq and is a predicted model, not a curated record.